Messenger RNA from Aedes albopictus (Asian tiger mosquito), 1512 nucleotides. Its product is annotated as membrane-bound alkaline phosphatase-like. The coding region runs from base 1 to 1512 and encodes 503 amino acids. Lineage: Eukaryota; Metazoa; Arthropoda; Insecta; Diptera; Culicidae. The record is from RefSeq and is a predicted model, not a curated record. Gene Ontology annotation, biological process: dephosphorylation. Gene Ontology annotation, molecular function: alkaline phosphatase activity. The transcript has 3 exons.
AUGAAGUCGGUGCUGGCGGUUCAACUGCUCGUUCUGAGCUGUUUUCUGUUUGGAAAUUCCCUAGCUGUUCCAUUAGAACCCCAUUCCAGCAGUUCCGUAGACUACUGGACCAGCAAUGCCCAACAAACAAUCGAGAACAUCCUGCGCCAACGGGAGAACCGAAACGUUGCCAAGAACGUCAUCCUUUUCCUGGCCGAUGGGAUGUCCGUUUCGACGGUGGCGAUGGCCCGCAUGUACGCCGGCGAUGAGUCCACCAAGCUGUCCUUCGAGAACUUCCCCUUUAUCGGGAUGUCCAAGACGUACUGCGUGAACAAGCAGGUCCCGGAUUCGGCCUGCUCGGCCACUGCCUACCUGACCGGAGUGAAGGGUAACUACGAGACGUUGGGGGUCAAUGGGAAGAUUCCUAGCUAUGACUGUACUGCGGAGUUGGACGAGUCCACGCAUACGUUCUCGAUCGCUCAGUGGGCGAUGGAUGCCGGGAAGGACGCCGGACUGGUGACGACCACUAGGGUGACGCACGCGUCGCCUGCCGCUGUUUACGCCCAUACUUCCAAUAGGGAUCGUGAGAAUGACAACGAAGUGAAGAAGGAUGGAUGUGAUCCGAAUGUCACGAAGGACAUCGCCAUGCAGUUGGUGUACGGAAAGACCGGUCAGGGAUUGAAGGUCAUUUUGGGUGGUGGGCGGCGAGAAUUUCUGCACAAGCAUCCGGAUCCGGAGACGGGUAGCAACGGUAAGAGGAAAGAUAGCAGGAAUUUGAUUGAAGAAUGGCUGAACUUGGCUGGUCCGGGUGAGAACAGGACGUACGUGUGGAAUCGCGACGAUCUGCUUGGAGUUGAUCCAGCCAAGACUGAUAGGUUGUUCGGAAUGUUUGAUCCCAGUCAUUGCGUGUAUAACUUGGAGCGGAUACAGGAAGGACUGGAUCAGGAGCCGACACUAGCGGAGAUGGUGGAUAAGGCGACGGAUAUGUUACGUAAGAGCGACAAGGGUUUCUUCUUGUUUGUAGAGGGGGGUCGAAUCGAUCAUGCCCACCAUCGGAACUGGGCUAGGCUAUCGCUGGACGAGACGGUGGAGUUUUCAAAGGCGGUCGAGUUGGCAAGGAACAAGUUCAGUGACGAGGAUACUUUGAUCCUGGUCACCUCGGAUCAUUCACAUGCUGUGACGUAUUCCGGAUAUUCGUCGCGAGGUAAGGACAUUCUGGGGGCCCAUAACGACGCCAACGAUGACCUUCCGUACAAAACCGUCAGCUAUGCCAACGGGUUGGGAUUCUACGAUCACGUCAGUCCCUCCGACGGGGGACGGGUGAACGUUGGAAAUCUGGACGCCAAGUGGCGAGAGUUCCGAUAUCCGGCAACGCUACCGCUGGAGUCGGAAACACAUGGCGGAGAGGAUGUGGCCGUGUACGCUUCCGGUCCGUGGGCACAUUUGUUCAAAGGAACCUACGAGCAGAAUGCGAUUCCUCACAUGCUUGCAUAUGCGUCCUGUGUCGGAGAUGGCUUGAAGGCGUGCUCGUAG